Molecule: messenger RNA, 1101 nt
Organism: Pimephales promelas (fathead minnow)
Lineage: Eukaryota; Metazoa; Chordata; Actinopteri; Cypriniformes; Leuciscidae
Product: cysteine-rich transmembrane module-containing protein 1
Cellular component (GO): extracellular exosome
Source: RefSeq, a predicted model, not a curated record
GAUAUUACCACGAGUUUCCAAUGGCAGUCAGCGCACCGCUGUCUACGUGACAUCACCGUUGUGACCAAAUCGAGAAGCGUUAUUUGAUUCUUCAUUGCAGCUUCAUCGGUUUACGAAUGACUUCAGCGGAGGAAUAAUAACAAAACCAAAUUCUGAAAGACAACAAAGGAAGUACUAGCGCAAUUUGCUGAACAGAAACAGGUUUUUCCUCAAAAGCAGAAGAACGAAACGCAUACAGGUUUGGAACAACUUGAGGCUAGCUAGCUCAGUUCCAGCGUGUAGAUGAAUUACGAGCAGCCUCCCCCCUACACAGGGCCUGGUCCCACCGCUCCGGGAUACCCCGCUGCCAACGCUCCCGGAUACCCUCCUCAGGGAUACCCUCCUCAGGGAUUCCCUGCACAGCCGUACCAAGGAUAUCCAGUGAACACCGACCAGCCCAACCCUGGUUACCCAAACUACCCUCCUGGACCCCCUGGGUCAUACCCAGUCCAGCCAGGAUACCAGGGGUACCCACAACCACAGUAUGGAGGCCCAAUGUAUGGGGAACCUCCUAAAAACACUGUGUAUGUUGUGGAGCAGGGCAGACGGGAAGAUUCUGGGGACCAGGCCUGUUUAACCGCAUGUUGGACGGCUCUGUGUUGCUGCUGUCUCUGGGACAUGUUGACUUAGAAUAUUAAGGAAAACCGCUGUGACCUCCUAAGCUUUCACUCCAUGUUUCAAUCCUCAUUUAAUCUAUGACUACUGAAAAAUAACUGAGAAACAAAUAGAGCAAUGUUUUUGUUGUAGCCUCCAUUUCCAGCAGUCCAGCUUGAAGCACCUCUUUUUACUCCUUCAAUGAUGCACGAUACGCACCGAGAGACUGAUUACACUCAUUGAUCUUAUUAUUCGUAGAGGCAUAUUAAAUAGAAUGUGUUUAUUAUUUGUCUAAUACAAAUGUCAUUUUUCUUUAACGAAUGCAAAAAAAUGUCAAAUUGCUUGUAUAUAAGACCAGAUUUGAUAAUCAAAUAUGGCCUUGCACAGUCUGUGAAUGUUUGAUCUGUCUUAAUGAGUCAAUCAAAGACGAAAAAAGUUUGUUUCUAUUAAUAAAAAUGAUGGAAAUAA